GCGGGGCCCCGACGGGGGCCGAGGUGGGAGCAGCGCAGCCUGGCUCGGGGGCUCCGACUCCUCCUCCCCCGGCGCCGCCGCCGCCGUCGCCUCCACCGCCCGCCGCACGGGGUCCUAAAGCCGCGCGACUCAAGAGGAUGGUGCGCUUGGCCGCCGAACUGCUCCUGCUGCUGGGGCUACUGCUGCUUACGCUGCACAUCACGGUUCUGCGCGGAUCCGGAGCCGCCGACCGGCCAGACGCGGCCGCGGGCAACGUCAGCGGGUCUCAGCUGCAGAAUAACCUCAACCUGGAGAGUGAGUCCACAUCAGAAACCAGCUUUCCUCUGUCCAAAGAAGUCUCAGGGGAGCACCAAGUUAUCCACCAACCCUCCCCUAGACAGCGAUUCCCUCAAGAGACUGGGCAUCCUUCACUGCAAAGAGACGGCCCCAGAUCAUUUCUCCUUGAUCUACCAAACUUUCCAGAUCUUUCCAAAGCUGAUAUCAAUGGGCAGAAUCCAAAUAUUCAGGUCACCAUAGAGGUGGUCGACGGUCCUGACUCUGAAGCAGAAAAGGAUCAGCAUCCAGAGAAUAAACCCAGCUGGUCAGUCCCGGUUCCUGACUGGCGGGCCUGGUGGCAGAGGUCCUUGUCCUUGGCCAGGACAAACAGCGGGGACCAGGACUACAAGUAUGACAGUACCUCAGAUGACAGCAACUUCCUCAGUGUUCCUAGGGGGUGGGACCGUCCAGCCCCAGGCCAUCGGACUUUUGAAACCAAAGAGCAGCCAGAAUAUGAUUCCACAGAUGGUGAGGGUGACUGGAGUCUCUGGUCUGUCUGCAGCGUCACCUGUGGAAAUGGCAACCAAAAACGGACCCGUUCUUGUGGCUAUGCAUGCAUUGCAACAGAGUCAAGGACCUGUGACCGUCCAAACUGCCCAGGAAUUGAAGACACCUUCAGGACAGCAGCCACCGAAGUGAGUCUGCUUGCGGGAAGCGAGGAGUUUAAUGCCACCAAGUUGUUUGAAGUUGAUAUGGACAGCUGUGAGCGAUGGAUGAGCUGCAAAAGUGAGUUCUUAAAGAAAUACAUGCACAAGGUAAUCAAUGACUUGCCCAGCUGUCCCUGUUCCUACCCCACUGAGGUGGCUUACAACACCGCCAACAUCUUUGACCGCAUCAAGCGCAAGGACUUCCGAUGGAAGGAUGCUAGUGGACCCAAAGAGAAACUGGAGAUCUACAAGCCUACUGCCCGGUACUGCAUCCGCUCUAUGUUGUCCCUGGAGAGUACCACCCUUGCUGCCCAGCACUGUUGCUAUGGGGACAACAUGCAACUCAUCACCAGAGGCAAAGGGGCAGGCACACCCAAUCUCAUCAGCACCGAGUUCUCCGCUGAGCUCCACUACAAAGUGGACGUUCUGCCUUGGAUCAUCUGCAAGGGCGACUGGAGUAGGUAUAACGAGGCCCGGCCUCCCAACAAUGGACAGAAGUGCACAGAAAGCCCCUCUGAUGAGGACUACAUUAAACAGUUCCAAGAGGCCAGGGAAUACUAAAGCAAUGCUGGUUCGGAGGCACAAAUGCACUGAUCUGCCAACUGUCACCCAGUUUUUUUUAAGCCACAUUUUUGUACAUUCCACAUGAGUAUUUUUCUAAGUACACUAGGGGUACGCUCCGGGUCUGAGGGACUGCUAUAUCCAUUACCUACAAACCCUGUUGGAAGUCCUGACAGUGGGUGUGCAGGCAGGAAGAGGAACCUGGGAGCCAUAGUGGGUGUGAUUCAAUUCCCACCUCUGUCGAGUGCACAGGAGCGCAAAGACUGAGACUGUAAACAUUAUAAAUGGUUUUAUAUAUAACUUAUUUAAUACAAAUGUGACUUAAGCUUUCCCUUUUCUCUGGAGUUGACCUUGUAAAAAUUAUUUAAUCACUUCUGAGAGAGUUCAAAAAGGAAAGGACUUUGGGGAAUGGGGAGAAAAGGAAUGUUGCAGCAGAGAGGCAUAAAAACAAAUAACCAGCCACCUUACACCGGGUGCUCUUUAGUGAGAAGGUGUUUGCUGGAGUCACAAAGUCCAACAUUCUCUUGCCUUCGACUAGGCAAAGGGUGAGUAGAAAGUGAAUGUUUAGAGUCAAAUCUAAGACUUGGUUUUAAAUGACUUUAAAACAAAUGAACAAUGUGAUUCCAGUAAGGAUGGUAUUAACAAGCUCAGGAGACUGGAGGAAGUUUCAGGCAUAAAGCCAGGAGUGGCACUUUCCAAAAGAAAAAAGCAAAACAAGUGAGAAAAUAAUAUGGGCCCCAUUUUAUCUAUUUUAUUUUAAUAUAACGACUUUUCUCUACCAAUAUAUUCCCAGUAAAUAAAUUUAAAAGGCAGUGGUAGGAGCUGAAGUCCGGGAAAUCCUACUUUUUUAUGUUUUAAGAAAGAAAAAAACUGCAUUAUUUUUGUAAAGUAUUUAUUGAAUCAUUGGAUACUGUGCAUUGGGCAGCGGCAAAGCAGUCCAGUUCUGUGGGUGUAGAACUGGAAGACAGAUGAAAAGUUGGUUCUUAGGCAAUCUUACUUGCAAAACU
This is a messenger RNA of Microtus oregoni (creeping vole), 2530 nucleotides long. RefSeq names its product isthmin 1 (gene Ism1). The transcript is spliced from 6 exons. Gene Ontology annotation, biological process: negative regulation of angiogenesis. Bases 138 to 1523 code for a protein of 461 amino acids. The record is from RefSeq and is a predicted model, not a curated record. NCBI's taxonomy places the organism in Eukaryota, Metazoa, Chordata, Mammalia, Rodentia, Cricetidae.